Paramecium pentaurelia is the source of this 4514-nucleotide messenger RNA. The record is from the annotation of a GenBank genome assembly. Lineage: Eukaryota; Ciliophora; Oligohymenophorea; Peniculida; Parameciidae.
AUGAAUAUAUAAAACUUUUAGGAGUUCUUUCCUAAUGAUUAUAUUCAUCUUCUCUUAGCAGCUUUUAGUGCAGAAGAAACAGGAACUAAAGGGGGAUAAUGUCCUUUAAAAAUAUCAGAUGAUGUAAAGUUUAAAUAAGAAACUGAAAUCUAUAAAUUUAUGAAAUAAGAGAAAGAAGUAGAUAUGAAUGAACAUUUAAAAUUUUGGAAAAUAUCUGAGAUUUUUGAUAAUUCAAAAUCUGGAUAUUUAGGUUUAUUAUUAGAAAAUAAAGAAAAAAGAUAAUUAGUAUUAUCACAUAGAUCAACUAAUUUCAAAUUAUCUUUCUGUAGCAAUCUGUUCAAAUAAUCAGGUGUUUAAUGUGAUAUUAUGUCAGUUGUUAUAGGUGUUUUUUCAACUCAUUAAGCAUAAGCAUAUUAGGCUACUUAAUAAGCAGUAUAGAAGGCUAGAGAUUUGAAAUAUUCUCUAUCAUUUUGUGGUCAUUCUUUAGGAGCAUGGUUAGCAGAAUUAAGUGUUUAUUAUUGUCACUAAUUAUUUAAUCCACCUUUUCCAAAUGUAAAAGCAGUGACCUUUGAUGGACCAGGCAGUUUUGAAAUGAUGUAGUAAAUGGAUUAGCAAACUAUAAAAGGAUAAAGCUAGUUAUUUUAUCCAGAAUAAUUUGAUAUAGUAUUUUAUUUAUCUGCCCCAAAUAUGGUUAAUUGUAUGAAUUCUCAUAUUGGGAUUGGGUAUAGAUUAUAAUAAGAAAAUUUUGCUUCAAUUUAACUUCCUAAGUGUAUUAACAAAGUUACUGGAAUGCUUUAGACAUAUGUAGAUUCUCUGGAGACAAUGAUAGGACAUUAACUUAAAUGUAUUAUACCAAUGUUUGAUCACCAAACUGGAAAACCGAAACUGGAGCAUUACUCAAGAAUUAUAAAAUGGCCAUCAAUAAAAUAUAAAAACUACUCAUAAUAAAGUAAAAUACAUUUGGAUACAAUACUUUUGAUGAUAUAUCCAAUUGGUCUAAAGAUAUUGUUGGUAAAAAUAAUGACGAAAUAUUUUGUUAAUAUGUCUAAUUAUGUAACAUCUUGUUCAGUUUUCGUUGGAUUAAUAGAAUAUUUUCGCGGAAAUAUUAAUUUUGAUCAAUUUAAUAAAAUUCAUGAAAUUUUAAAUAAAACAAAUUAAUAUUAACCUAAAGUAAAAAAUUAGGAAGAAUUUGAUUUAUAAAUAAAGGGCGGCUAUUAUAUGAAUAAUCCAAAUGAAUAUGAAAGGAACACGUGCAAUCCUAAAUUAAUUGAUCAUAUUGAUGAACAUCUUAUUAAUAUAAAGAUAAAUACUUAAAGGAUUGAUAAUUCAUCAUGUAAAAGAAUAUUUAAAUAAAUUUUAAUUUAGAUUUCAAAUACUUAUGAAUAUAAGAAGAGAGGUUUUUAAUCAUGCAUUACAAUUAAGCAAUAAUUUAGAGAUUAAAUAAAUAUUAAUAUUUUAUUAAUAUUUUAAGAGAUCAAAUAAGAAUGAUAAUAAGAGAUUAUUAGGAAGAUUUUGAACAAUUUUUGAAUGAAAAUCCAUACUUUGAUAAUAAAAAAAUUACCUGUUUUUUCAAUAGGUUAUUUUUAUAUGAUGAAAAUUAUGUUUAGAGAAAAGAAUUAGAAUAGAUUGAAAAAGCAUUCUCUUAAUCAAAUGUUGUUGUCAUAACUGGACCUUCACAAUUUGGAAAAACUACAUUAGCUUAUUAAUAUGUAAAAAAACUUAAAGACGAAAUCAAUGCCAUAGUAUUACCAUUUAAUGCUGAAAAUAAUUCAACAUUGUAUUCGGAUCUUCAAUAUUAUCAUCAUCAUUUAUAUCAAAUACCCAAUUAAACCUUUACAUUUGAAUAUUUAUAGUAAGAUUUAUUGGCUAAAAUUUAAAAUACCAAUUAAUAAUUAAUUAUCAUAUUUGAUAAUGUCAAAAGUCUUGAUAUAAUUUAAACCUUAAUCACUAAUCUAAAAUAAUUACAUAGAAUAAUAAUAACAACAGUUAAUAAUCAAAUAUUUUCUUAAACUAAUUAUUAAUUGUUAAAUAUUUCAGCAUUGACUGAAUAAGAAUGUCUCAAUUAUAUUAAUAAUUCUAUUCAUAAGAGAAAAUUGAAUGAUGAAUAAAAGAAGAUGCUAAUACAAUCUUCUAAUAGCAUUCCUAAGCUUCUUCAUAUUUAUAUAGCUUAAUUAAACAAUCCAGAUAAUGUGCUUGAAUAAACUGAAAUAAUAUUGAAAAAUUUAAAUUAAUCAAAUAAAUACAGCAGUCUAAUAGAGUAAAUAUAAGAUGAUUUUUGUAUAAAAAUACUGAAAUAUAUCUCAUGGUUAUAUCCAAAUAAAAUUGAAAUGCAUUUAAUAUAAUAAUUACUAUAAACUACUGAAUCAAAUAAAGAAAAUACAAUAUAAAAAGGUUUAAUAAAACUUUCAAAAUUAGGAUUUAUUAGUAUAUUAGGAAAUUAAUGUAUUAUGAUAGAUACUGUUAUCUAAGAGGAAUGUAGAAGACUACAAUAAUCUUAAGAAUAUUUAUUAGAAAUCUUAAAAUAGUUUUACGAAUGGUUACCUGAUAUUUAAACUGAAAAACAUACUAUAAAUGCAUAGGAAAUAGCAUAAUAUUAUUAUAUACAUGUAAAAGAAGUAAUAACUCUUAUAGAAUAAAAACAUCUAUUUAAAUAUUUUUUAAAUAACAAUUUUGAUCUAUUUGAAUAUGCAACUAUGAUUACUUUAAAAUUAAGUAUUGUUUAUCAGUUUUUAAUUCAUGAUUAUUAGUCUAGCUAAAAAUAUUUAGACCUUUUUGGCGAACAAUAUUAUCAAGCUAUGAAAACUAUGAAUUCCAUUAAUCUUUAAGCACUCACUAUUGCUAUAAUCAACAAUACUUAAUUAUAUUUAACUAUGAAUAAAAAGUAAGAAGCACUUACAAAUUCUGUUUUAUUUUAAAUUAUUGAAACAGAAAUAUUUGAGAUCUCACCUUUUCUUAAAUCAAAUAUGUAUAAUUAACUAGCAAUUUUAUAUUAGUAAUAUUAAUAGUAUGAUCUAUCUAAUUAACAAUUAGAGAAAUCAAAGAAGAUAAAAUGUCUAAAUUAAAGUGAAGAUGAUCUUAGAAUUCAAAAAAUACUAAUGAUAUAAGCAGAGAACUUUUUACUUUAAAAAUAUUAUAAUUAAGCAUAAAUCCUAUAUAAAAAAGCUUUAUAGCAUUUGUAAUUAAUUGAAAAUAAUAAUACUCUAAGAGAAGUUUAGUUAAUUAAAGCUUAAUUAUAUUAUUAAUUCGGUAGAAUAUCUUUUAAAUUAAAACAAGAUUCUUAAGAAACUUAAAAAUAUUUUGAUGUAGCUGUUAAAAUUUGGUAAGAGAAACUUAAUAACAUAGAAUCCAUUGAAAUGGCUAAUUUCUAAUACAAUAUUGGAUUAGUCUUCAAAUAAAUGAAAAGAUAUGAUGAAUCUCUUAACGCACUAGAAAAUGCAGAUUAAUAAAAAAAGAAAAUUAUAGGAGAAGAAAAAAAUGAAUAAUUUGCAGUAAUAUCUUAUUAAAAAGGAUUGAUAAUGAUAGAAAUGAAAAAAAUAGAUUAAGCAGAACAAGAGUUAAUUAAAGCAUAAAAUAUUAUGUAAAUAUCAAAUAAUUUUAAAUUAAAAUCUAAAAUUGAUUUAUAAUUAGCACUAAUAAAUGAAUAAAAAGGCUUAAAGUUUGAGUUUAUCAAAGCCUUAGAAGAAUUGAUAAGCAAAAAGAGAAAUCAUUAUGCAUAUAUUCAUCCUUCAAUAAAUAAUGAUAUAUUGAGUUUAGCUGAUGCUUAUGAGAAAAUACUUAAAGAUACUGCAAAAUAAACAGUACUUUAUUAAUUAAUUUACUUCAUAACUAUUUUGCAUGAAAGUUAAAUUUAAUGUUAUCAACAAAAAAAUCCAAUUACUGAUUAAAUAGAGUAAGCCAAAUUUUAAGCUAAUUAUAAAUAAAUUAAUGCAAAUUGGCUUAGAAAAAACAAUUCAUAAAAUAUUAUAAAAAGGUUUUAACCAAAUUUCUUUGAAUUGGAUUUAUAAAGAACUUUGAUAUUAAGAAGUGGAAUAAUAACUAAAGAGGAAUUUGAAAUUAAAUAAAUUCUUCAAACAUCAACUCUAAAUUAUAUAAGAUAAUAUACCUUUGAAGGAAAAUGGGAAAGAAGUAUAUUAUCUGGGUUUACACUAUAAGGUGUCUAAAAUUUUAUAAACAGAAAACAUUUAAAUAAUUAACUUAGAGGAGAAUUGAAUAAAAAUUAGAAUUUAAAAAUAACAUUGAUGCUUUGUUUUGAAGCAAUCAAUAUUGGAAUAGUACAAUCAAAUUUUGAAUACAUUUCAUUUGCUAAUCGUUUUAUUACCAAAAUAAUUCGAUAUCAAUAAAUGUAAAAUUUCUUAGAAGAUGUUAUUUAAUUACAUCCUGAAUAUUUUAUUGAUGGAAAAAUUCUAAAGUCUUUAGUAAACGAUAAUACUAUCUUACAAGAAAAUUUAGGAAAUGAAGAGAAAAAAAUUAGUUCUAAUAAAAUUAUAAGUGAUAUUAUAUUCAACAUGUGUUGA